Messenger RNA from Ornithorhynchus anatinus (platypus), 1088 nucleotides. RefSeq names its product calcitonin related polypeptide beta (gene CALCB). Bases 164 to 541 code for a protein of 125 amino acids. NCBI's taxonomy places the organism in Eukaryota, Metazoa, Chordata, Mammalia, Monotremata, Ornithorhynchidae. Gene Ontology annotation, cellular component: extracellular region. The record is from RefSeq and is a predicted model, not a curated record. Gene Ontology annotation, molecular function: calcitonin receptor binding; hormone activity. The transcript is spliced from 5 exons.
CGAGGGCCGGGAGGACGCCUACACUUUCUCUUCCUGGCGGUAGAUAUAAAAGGGGGAGAGUUGCAGCUUCGGACAGCAACGGGAUUAGAGACCCAAAUUCGGGAGGACCCUCCACUCUCCACACUGUUGCUUUAAGAAGCCUUGCUCAUCCAGUGAGGAUACGAUGGUCACGCUGAAGCUAUCCUCCUUUCUGGCUGUCUAUGCCUUGAUCGUCUGCCAGAUGGACAGUUUCCAGGCAGCUCCGCUCAGACCGGGGUUUGAGUCUAUCGCAGACCGAGUGACCCUGAAUGACGAUGAAGCCAGACGAUUGCUAAACGCCCUGGUGAAAGAGUUCGUACAGAUGAAAACAGAAGAGCUGGAGCAAAUGACUGAGGGGGACAGCGUUUCAACCCAGAAGAGAGCUUGCAAUACGGCAACCUGCGUCACCCAUCGCCUGGCGGAUUUCCUGAGCAGGUCAGGCGGCGUGGGCAAGAACAACUUCGUACCUACCAAUGUGGGAUCCAAAGCAUUUGGCAGGCGACGGAGAGAUGUGCAAAUGUAAGCUCCUGAGCAACCCCCGGAAAAUGAUUGCCAUGAAAUUGAUUUCUCAACUUCCUUUAAUUUCUACUGAAAGCAACUUUCCUCCAUAAACCAAGAAGGCCAAACAGAAGAGCCACCUUUUUGCAUCCUUCUAGAUAUUGAAAAGUGUUUCUUUUUUUCGGGACAAAGCACUUCUGUUAGGUAUAGUUCCGAAGAAGCUAAUUAUUGUAUAUUCUUUUUAUAUGCGAUGCUACUUCAAAUAAAAUGUGAGCGCGUUGAUUGUUUCUCGAUCUCGGAGCAUAUAUGUGCAAUGUGGCCCACACUAUAUACCUUGGCACCACUGCCGGAUCUCGGGGAUCAGUCAAGCGACCCUAUUUAUUGAACGCUCACUGUGUGCAGAGCACUGCACUGAGCGCUUGCACUGUACUAAGUGCUCGAUCCCACCAAAUCGCGGCCGGUCAGGGUGUAUCUGUAAAAUAUGGUGUGCUGUGCCUUGAUGUAAAACGGUUCCAGAACAUGACUGUACAGUAUGUUUAAAAAUCUUCAAUAUUGUAUCAUUUGUGAAUUUC